AUGGAUUGGCUAGUCACCCAUGAGGUGUACAACGUCUGCCAAGGGCGAAAGUUCAGCAACGAUGAAUGUCCAACGGUCGAAGUCAUCUCAGCUGGUAUGGAGAGCCUGGCGUUCGGGAAUACUAACACGGUCUCGCAAUUCAAUGAGCAGCAGCGCCGUCUCCAGACGAGACGUCGCACCACUCCACUCACUGGCCCUGAAGCAGCGGCUCACCGCGCCAUUCAUAAGAGCCCCAAACCACCACGCGAGGCAGUGUCCACAGGCGGCAACAUAGAGGAUGAUGUCGACUCAACAAACGUGUUAGUGGAUCUCGAGGUAGAUGUGGACCCGGCCCGCGAAGUUGGUGGGUCUGUGAGCGUGGGCGAGGAUGAGGACGAGUUGGAGACAUUGGCUACGGAGCUGUUGAAUGUUGAUUUACUAACAAAAACCCGUGAUUCAGGACCAGAAUUACUACUUGCAAGCGCUGAAGAUGUCUCUUUCGACAUGGACGGAGACUUUGCGGAGGAAGAGGAUGACACUAAUAACCAUGAUUGGGUUGAACCAGAAGAUGCGUUGGCUGACACAGACUUAUAA
This is a messenger RNA of Coniophora puteana RWD-64-598 SS2, 573 nucleotides long. RefSeq lists its product as uncharacterized. The record is from RefSeq and is a predicted model, not a curated record. NCBI's taxonomy places the organism in Eukaryota, Fungi, Basidiomycota, Agaricomycetes, Boletales, Coniophoraceae. The transcript has a single exon. The coding region runs from base 1 to 573 and encodes 190 amino acids.